ACACACGCCCACUGUCGGAUGUGACGAGCCCGUCUCUGUCCCCGGGACACUUUCGCUUCGGCCGCUUCCCCUCGACAGACCGAGCCGGAGACUUCACACUCGGCUACAAGUCGUUUAAUUUCAAGGAGAAGCAGAAAUGUCUGGUGUAAAGAACAGAGAGGCAGAAGCACUUUCUUCUCGGAGAGCAGAGUGUGGGUCCGGUGUAUCGGCGCUGAGAGAGUCGCCAUCAACCAAGCGGCCGCGACCCGUCUCCCCGCACUGUCCCCCUGAGAUGUGGCUUCAACGCAGUUGGGGUGGCCACCUACCCCGACAGUGUGUGACUGAGCGGCGGUCGCUGAAAACCAAGCCCUUGAACCUGGUGAAACUUUCCAUGGGGGUUACGGCCCAGGACAGGAUCCAGAUUGUCCAUCAAACACUGCAUCACCUCCGCAGGAUCUACAGCAUGAACCUGAGCUCAGUAACGUGGGUCCAGGCCACAGUGGAACACUUCAGGCUUCUCCUGGAUCGGCAGUUCAGAGAGCUGGAAGUCUGUGUCAGGAAACCAAGCACAGGGUCCAGGGCAAGGAAGAAUGCCACAGUUCAUAAAUACUUCAGGAAACUGAGAAAGUUUCUGAAACUGAAGGGAUUCAGUGACUGUGCCUGGGAAAUAACUCGCGCUGAGACCAGGGCACAUUUACAACAGCUCCUUCUCAUCAUGGCAACAAUCAGCAGGGAACAAUGAGGAUAUUUCAGAGACUGAAUCAUAAGAGACUCAAAUUGAUGACUAUUUAAUGUACCUUUUUGUUACAGAAAAUAUUUCUUAUCAUAUUAGUAUUACAUUCCUGGAGCAAAACUGAAAAAUUACUGGAAGGACACAAAGUGCUGGAGUAACUCAGCAGAUCAGGCAGCAUCUCUGUAGAAUAUGGUUCGAUGAUGUUUCAAGUUGAGACCAUUCUUUAGAUCUCUUAUGCCGGAUACGUGAUACAUGAAAAAUGGAAGAUGUUCAAACAACUCAGUACGUGUGGAGUGGAAAUCUGAGUUAUCCUAGGUCAAAUAAACUGGAAUUACCAGAAAUUUUAACUGUUUUUCAACCAGAAUUAUUAUUAUUCAAUCAGAAGCGUUAGUUAUAUUUUCUCAUCUUAGCUGUUUUUCUGAACUGUGGAGUAUAUCCAGCAUUUUACAAUGUAUUAUUCCGUUAUUUUGACGAUUGAGUCAUGAAGAACAAAGAACAUUUGGAUAUUUCUCUUUAUUUAAGUGUUGAUUUAAUUUAUUGAUAUUUAUUUUUGUACCAUUAUCCUGUGGUGAACUAUGAAUCUUGAAAAAUCCUCUCAUUCAAAGAAUGACAAAUUUAGUAAAUUAAUUAAAUUCAUUUAGUGAAUAUAUUCAUUUCAGUUUAUUUAUAUUUGCACUGGCAUAUUUUUAAGCAUAUAUCAACAGUGGUCAAAAUCUUUGUUAAUUUAUUGUAUUUUAUAGAAAAGUGGAUAUUU
Molecule: messenger RNA, 1466 nt
Organism: Leucoraja erinaceus (little skate)
Lineage: Eukaryota; Metazoa; Chordata; Chondrichthyes; Rajiformes; Rajidae
Product: interferon tau-3-like
Exons: 4
Coding region: 137-721 (194 amino acids)
Biological process (GO): defense response
Cellular component (GO): extracellular region
Molecular function (GO): cytokine receptor binding
Source: RefSeq, a predicted model, not a curated record